CCUGAAUCCAACAUGAAAAAUGGCGACAACUUUCAGCACCGGAACACAGAGCCCAACAUCACAUAAAACCCUAGAGAAGAUUUUCGAAGAAGCUCAGUCAACGGGGGCAGUGUGUUUAUGUGGCAGAAAAUUAAGAGAAUACCCAAAGAUCUCGUCUAGAUAUGAUUUAAUUGAUACAAUCUCUGCUGAUUUGUCAAAGAAUAGGUUUGCAGAGGUGCCGAAAGAAGUCUGUGAUCAUGCCAUGUUAGAGGAAUUAAAUUGUUACCAUAAUGUUAUCAAAGCUAUACCAGAAGCCAUAGGUCGAUUACAAAAUUUAACAUUCAUUAAUUUAAGUCGAAACCAGUUAGUUGUUAUACCUCCAUUUAUUUGCGAGCUUGUGUCUUUAGAAGUGUUGAUAGCUAGUCAUAAUAAAUUGAUAUCAUUACCUGAAGAAAUGGGUGUUUUAGACAAAUUAAUGGAAAUAGAUGUUAGUUGCAAUGAAAUAUCUCAACUCCCCCCACAGAUUGGUGAUCUCAAAUCAUUGAAGUCAUUAAAUGUUCGGCGAAAUAUGUUAAUAGAAUUACCCAUAGAACUCAGCAAAUUAAGUUUACGAAAAAUAGAUUUUUCAAAUAAUAGAAUAUCAACAAUACCAACAGCAUUUAGGAAAAUUGAAACAUUGGAGGAAAUUCUGUUGGAUAGUAAUCCAUUAACAAUGCCACCUGCACAUUUAUGUACAAAAGGAAAGAAACACAUCAUGAAAUACUUACAAAUAGAAGCAAUAAAAGAGGACCGUAGAAGAGGUGUUUUGAAUGAAGCAGAAAUGAAACGUCUUGUUAGAAAGUCUCUUCCAGUAACACAAACAUCAGAUGAAUUCCGAAAUAUCUUGGAAUCUCCGGAGAAAUGGAAACGUCACACAGUUCUAAGUAGUGAUUCAGGCUACAGUACAACAGAUAGUAUAGAGAAAUGUGGAUGGUCAGCAUCCGAUGCUAACAGUGACAUGGAACGAGCCAAUUUGCUUGCCUUACGCUCAGCUGAAAUGCUUAAGGAUCACAGAGUUCCAAUUAAUGGUCACAUGCAGUCGCCUCCACAUGUGUAUGCCAGAAAAUCAGAAAAUAGCCCAUCGUCAAACCCAGAGCAAGUGAAAACAAGUGUUCCUCAAAAUACCUAUGGGCAAUACGGCAAUAAUUAUAAAGACAGUUCUGGUCAUUAUAACAAUACAGAUUAUCAAAGCAAUAAUGUGAAUGGACCAAUGAUGUAUCGAUCCAAUUUUUCUAAUUCAUCAAAUGAAAAUCAAAAUUAUAGUCAGAAUACCUAUAGUAACUCUCCAGUUUAUUCACAGUCUAGUGCUAUUUAUUCACAGAAUAAUGAAGUUACAAGUCCAAAUUCCAGUAGGCAGCAACCUCAAUACUCUUCUCAAUCCUCGAAUAACCUACAGCAGUAUGGACAGUAUACGACUAAUAAUGGCCAGCGCUCAGAAUCAAAAUAUACACCAAUGUCUCCUACACAUAGUAGAUAUACCACAUCACCAAACACCUUUCAGUACACAUCACAAUUAAAUUCUGGACAGAAUGUUAACUAUAGGGUUAAACCUCCUCCUGUUGUCACUAAUCAAGAGUUCAAUCCAGAGGCCAGUCCUACUUCUCCAAGGACACCAAAAACUCCAACACCAGGAUAUUAUCAAUCUGGACAAGUGUAUUCUCCAACAUAUGGCGGUUACUCAACUGGACCCAAUUCACCGAAUGCACCAAUAACACCAGUGAAUACCACUCCAAAAGACAUGGAGAAUGAAAUAUCAAGGGAAUUACAAAGACAACAGGCUGACUAUAACAGGAAAAAACAACAAGCAGAACAAAUAAGAAUGCAACAUGAAGAAGAAUUAAGAAGACAAGAAGAUGAAGAAGAGAAAGAAAACAGAAGACGUGCUGCCCUCAGAUUACAGGAAGAACAAAGAAUGUUAUUAGAGAGACAAAUGGAAGAAGAGAGACAGAGGGAGGAAUUAAGAUUACAAGAAGAAAGAAGACAGCAGGAAGAAGCUCACAGAAAAGAGGAACAAAGGAAAAGAGAAGAAAUCAGAUCAUUGGAAGACCAAAAGAGAAAAGAAGAAGAACAUAAACAAAAACAGGAGGCCCAACAAUACAAAGUGGAAAAUAAGUAUAACUCGCCAUACAUCAUGGACAGCUUUAAUGCAUGGCUUAGUUAUGGGUAUAACCAAGGUUGGCAUGACAGACCAGGGAUCAGAUAUAAUGGACAUACGGCAGAAUCCUUUGGCAUGCAAUAUAGAAAACCAAGUAUCAAAACGUCAAGUUUCAACAAGGAGGACAAGAAACCUUCAAAUUCUACUCAGUACCGGAGAACUGUCUCGGACACGGCGAAAAAACUUCAACAGCCUGCUAAUAAAAAAUCAAACGUUGUAAAAAAUGGACCACUUAGCCCUUCGUCAUCAAGUCCUUCUACACCAUUGAUAUCACCAAGUCCAAGCCCGAGGUCAUCAGUUAGUUCUGCUGGACCAAGUCCAGCCUCUUCAUCAACUUCAUUGAAUAAGGACCCUAAGAGUGCUGGUGGUUCUAUACCAAGAAGGCCAAGGACAAUUGAUAAAAACCCUGCUCCAUCCUCUCGGCCAUCACAUGGAAAUGUGUCUCGACCGUCUACAACGUCAACAUUGCAAUCUAGUCGUACAGCAUCACGGACAACAGGAGUGACAAAUAGUGCUGUGAAAAAGAAUCAUGUUACACCUGAAGAAGAAUUCAGACAGAAACACCAACAAAUUAAAACGCAAACACAAGUGGAAUCCCAGAAAGCCAAAAGUCAAUUAGAAUCGUCAACAUCUAGACAGAGAACUUCAAUGUCAACUACAGUGCCAAGGUCUACAAACUCUACUCUCAGUAAAAGAGGUGGAACAGUUUUAACAAACAGUGCAAUAAAGGCUAUUGAAAGUUAUAAAGAUUCUGACCCUAAUUAUACAAUACGACGUCAGAUGGAGCAUGAACAUGGAGAAGCUAAACAAAUUGAUUGUCUGCGGCGGACCAUAGAAAGCAGAUUAAAAGUGACACUGCCUGAUAACUUGCCAGAAACAUUACGUGAUGGAGUACUUUUAUGUCAGUUGGCCAAUAGUAUACGACCUAGAUCUGUAACCAGUAUACAUGUUCCAUCACCUGCUGUGCCAAAACUCACACUGGCAAAAUGUCGGAAAAAUGUUGAAAAUUUCUUAGAAGCCUGUCGAAAACUAGGAGUUCAUAGGGAACAAAUAUGUGGUGCUCAAGAUAUCUUAGAAGAAAAGGGUGUUACAAGGCUUGCUGUGACUACAUCUGCUCUUAUUGCUGUCUCAACUAAUCCCAGGUCUUCAGCUGUAUGAAACUACUAAAACAUAAUGUUACCAAAGACUUGAGAGCUAGUAGCAUGUGACUACAGAUCCUGCUGUUUGACAAAGGACAAUUGUCUGGAUCAUGCCACUUAACAGACCAACUACAACUAAUGCUUUUUUAGACUUCAGUAACUAUAACAGGGUGAUACCUAUAGUCCUAUACUAUUAAUGAAGGGUUCAGAAAACAUAUCUGUUGUAGAAUUUGUAAAUUAUUGUUCUCCUUAUAACUGAAUUAUUAGUUUUAUUGUGACUAGAAAGUGUGGUGAACUACUUAUCAAUAAAAAGGAGUAAUGUUAUAAUGAAUAAAAAAUUAAAAUUAAAUUAUAAAAAAGAUGUAAUAUUGUAUCAUGAUAUCUUUAGAAACUGUGAUCACUAGAAAUCAUCAGUAACAAGGCUUGAAAAAUCAGGCACAACAUGCAAUUAUUCAUUAAAUGAAAAUUUUUCAUUGUAAUCUUUUUCUGUUCUUAGUACAUAAUUGACAUCUCUGAAAUAUGUUUUUUAAAUUGAGACCAUGAAAAUAUUUUCCAUUGUAAUAUUUUUCAAAUUGUUAGAAAAGUAGUCUAUUGUGUAUGAUUUUUAAGAUGCAAGAAUACUUACUAUAUCCAUUUUGUAAAUUUCUUAUGUCUGCUUUGGAUUGUCAUGAUUUCUAUCAAGUUCCUGAAUAUUUUCAAGCCUUGUAAUAAUUCAGUUGUUAAUAAUAAAUCAUUAUUAAACCAUAUCAUUUUUAUAUCUUGUACAAUAUAUAUAAUAUCAAAUAUACUAGAAUAGGCUAGGGCUAAUUAAGAAAAUAGUGCAAGGAUUUUAAAGCACGUCUGUCAUGAAAUGAAUUAUAAUCUAGUAAGUAAGAAUAUUUACUUGCAUAUAUUCUUAUUGGUCUGCUAUAAGCUUAAAACUGCUAUUCAGAAUUUAUAUCCGCAUCAUUCUCGUUACUAAGCAGGAAUUGUUAUAAUUAUAUGUCAAUUUGCAUUAUGUGUUAACCUGUUCAUGACAAAAAUAUCAUUUGUUGCUAAUCUGUAUGAACAUUUUUUUUUCUUCAAAUCUCCAGUAAGUACUUUUGAUAUCAUGUUAUGUAAAUUAAUGUUUCAUUUACAUAUACUGAUUGGCUUAAAAUGGAAGCCUUCUUUGAUGAGAAAAAUUAUUCCAAGAAACUUCUGGUCUUUCAUGUCUUUGUGUCGCUGUCUCAUUGAUAUCUCCUUUUUACUUACGAUUAAAUACGAGAACCAGUAGAUAUAUACAAUCAUUCACCAAUCAUAUAUAUAUAUAGUAAACUUUGUGGAUAGAAUCAGCAGUAUCAUCAGCAUUAAAGCAAAUCAUGCAAGUAAUUUAUUUGAUUGAUUUAUACCUUGAUUUAAUGCUCAGAUGUCUUGAUCAUGUUGGUUUAAGUUUGUUCCUUUCCCAGAUAAUAUAAAUAGAGAUGUACUAUCACCUACAGUUCUGUUGGGAAUCAGAUGUAGACAUUUUACAUUUUUUUUUUUCCUUUAUUAGAAGUAUACGUCAUUUAUAUUACAGACAUUUUAAAAUAAACCUUUUUUUAGCUUUUCCUUCUUGCACCAAAAUUACUUGGAUGUUAGACUGUUUUUGUUUUUAUUAAAUUUAUGAAUUGAAUGAAAUUCCAACAAUCUUUUUUAUCAUUUAAUUGUUAUGUUACCAAAAAUAUUGCCAAAAUAUGAGGGUGUUAUUUUGUAUUGAUUUUUGCAUUAUGGAGUAAUUUAAAGGUGUUAAAUAUACAAUGCAAUUGACAGGCCUGAUUACUGAACAUGGUUGAAGUUGAAUGUUACUUGCAGUAACAAAGGACAGAAUCUACUCAUGGAUGCUGAUCCAAUGAUGUAAUUUGAAACUCUGACGUUUUUUUUCUGUCUUUGAACAUGUAAAAUUAGGUAAAGGAAUUUUGUUAUAAAAUGUACAAGACAUAAUUUGAAUGAUAGACUACAUUUCUACUCUUAUAAUGACUUGCCACAGAGCUAUGAUUAUUUUUUCUCUCCAUUUUGAUAGUUUACUAUUUUGUAGUUUACAAAUAUCCCAGUUUAAACUAGUAAAUGACACAGAGUCUCCUGUGAUUUCUGAAUGUUAAACUGGUGAGAAAAAGAAUGACAAGCCUCAUCAGAAACCUUUUCUUAUUCUCUUUCCUGUAUUAGAUUCUUAAUCCCUGUUUUAACAUAGGCAACACAAUUCAAUAUAAAUUACUUGAAAAAUCAAGGCAAAUACCAUAAUCUCAGCAAUUCCAGAAUUGUAUAUGUGAAUCUUUUCCUACGCCAGAAGUUUCUGGUUAAAUAAUCAAAACUGGUACAGAUCAAUUUCGGGAUAAAAAUUUUCGUGGUAAGAAAAGGUUAAUACAGAUACGAUUUAGAUAGAGGUCGAAUUAAAUUGGAAAGUUGCUCAAAAUAAGAGAUGAAUUUUAGAUUAUACAUAUAAAUGAUUGUUAAUUACUUACUAUAACAGAAAAUUGGUAUUGUGUUUUUUUGUAGCUUUUUGCUAGAAAUUGCACUUUUUGCACAGGGUCUUGAUCCAAUCCAAUUAUCCACCCACACCUCCCAUCUAUCAAUGCCAUUUUGCUGCUGGUGCAAUUUCAUUUCAGUACUACUUUUAAGUUGCAUAGGCUUGGAUAUAUUUUUUUUAAAAGGGAAAUUACUUGUUCAAAUGUUCAUAGAUUUUGAAAAAGUGUAUGUUAAAUUGCAUUGAUAGAAAAAAACAUCAUUUCUUUUCCAUCAUAUCAAAUACAAUUCAUAUAAUACUGUAAAUUCAGAAACUAUUGUGAGGUUUUUAUUAAUGCGAAAAAUGAGACUACUUAUGUAUCGUAAUAAUAAGAAGUCGCAUUCUGGUAUCUGAUACAUAUAUCUGUAUGAACAGUAGCUUUGCCGAAAAUUGCAAUAAUUAAACUCGCAUUUUUGUUCAUUCUUCAAAAAUCACAAUAAUAAAUGCACACAAUAGUUUCUGAAUUUACAGUAUGUAGAAAAACUGCAAUUUGGGGUUUGAUUUUGUUAUUUUGUUCAUUUUAUUGUUUAGUCUGUGACAAAUGUCAUAGAAUGCAAGACAUAGGGAUACUUAUCCAGUGACGGCAUAAACUAUUUGUAGUAAGCUUAAUAUGUCAGAAGGUAGUAGAAUUGGAUUAUCAAUAUGUUUUAUACAGAUGCCUUAUGGUUUGAAAUGUUCCUUGUCCUUGACCUCAUUUUCAUGAUUCAGUGAGUGCUUAAAAUUCUAUAUAGCUUUUCUAUCACUUGAUUUUUAUGCCCCAGCCAUAGCGGAGGGGGCAUUAAGUUUUACCCUUGUCCGUCUGUACGUACGUACGUCCCAAAAUUGGUUUCCGUUCUCUUAACUUGAGUUUGCCUCAACCAAAUGUUAUGAUACUUAUACACAAUGCUUAUUACCACAAAACACAGGUCAAGUUUGAAUUUUGGUGGGGUCACUUUAACCAUUCUCGAGUUAUGCCCCUUUAUAAAUGGAAAAAUUACAAAAUUUUAGUUUCCGUUCUGUAACUUAAGUUUGCCGCAACCAAGCAGUAUGAAACCUCUACAAAAUACAUAUUACCACAAAACUCAGAUCAAGUACAAAUUUGGGUAGCGUCACUUUUAUCGUUCUUGAGUUAUGUCCCUUUAUAAUGUUGUAUGCAAGCGGGGGCAUUAUCUAUGUCCAUGGGGACACAUUCUCCAUUUAUUUAUUUAUUAUGGCUAAAAGUACAACUUUAUUUGGAAUAUAGCAUCAAUGCAACUCCUGCAUGUCCAUCAUAUAGAGUUAAACUGACCUGGACCCAAUUUUCGUGGUUCAGUGAUCGAGGUUUAGCAUUUGUGAUCAGGUCUGUUUGUUCCAUAAUAUUGAGUAAUAAUUCAAGUAUAUUCCACAUAUUUAAUGAUUGCAAGGUUUACAUGUCACUCUGACAGGAUUCAUUUGACCUUGACCUCAUUUUUAUGGAUCAUUGAUAUGAAAUUAAUGUGAGACCUGUAGUAUGACCUUUAUCUAAAGAUUUUCUACAUAAAAUUCAAUCAUAAUCAGUAGGCAGGCGGGACAUUUUAGUGUCUGCACUCUUUUGUUUAUGUUGGGAGGGUUGAUAAAUUGUUACUUUUUUCCUUUUUUUACUAGCAAUGUCUCCUGCUGUGCACUUUUAUUUUUAUUUUUUUUUUAAUAUAUUAUGUCUGCUUCUUUGUUGAUCUUCCUAAUUAACUGUGAUAUAUAAUUCAGACAAAACCAUUCAGUGUCAUAUAGCUUUUUAUUCAUGUAGACUCAUAUGUGUUAAGACAUAUAAAAGUGUACAUAUAUGUAUAAAUUAUUUGUUUUUAAGUAUGCUUUAUUUAGAAAAAAUAUAAAACAUAUAAAUGCCUUUUGCACAUAAAAA
Messenger RNA from Mytilus californianus (California mussel), 7667 nucleotides. Its product is annotated as DISP complex protein LRCH3-like. The transcript has 20 exons. NCBI's taxonomy places the organism in Eukaryota, Metazoa, Mollusca, Bivalvia, Mytilida, Mytilidae. Gene Ontology annotation, molecular function: protein binding. The record is from RefSeq and is a predicted model, not a curated record. The coding region runs from base 20 to 3331 and encodes 1103 amino acids.